Molecule: messenger RNA, 1131 nt
Organism: Sphenostylis stenocarpa
Lineage: Eukaryota; Viridiplantae; Streptophyta; Magnoliopsida; Fabales; Fabaceae
Source: the annotation of a GenBank genome assembly
AUGUUGCGAGCCAAAUUGGUAUCAUCGGCACUUGUUGAUUCCCUUGGUCUCUCUCCUUUGUUAAGAGCAAGGUAUUCUUUGAUGGAGGGAGAUCAACUGGGUUCUAAUUACUCUUUUCCUCCUGGCUUCAGAUUCCACCCUUCUGAUGAAGAACUCAUAGUUCAUUACUUGCAAAACAAAAUCAGUUCACGUCCACUUCCAGCAUCUAUUAUAGCUGAAAUAGAUCUCUAUAAGUAUAACCCGUGGGAGCUACCCAAUAAGUCUUUGUUUGGAGACGAAGAGUGGUAUUUCUUCAGCCCAAGAGACAGAAAGUACCCUAAUGGAUUGAGGCCAAACAGGGCAGCAGCAUCGGGAUACUGGAAGGCAACAGGAACUGACAAGCCAAUUCUUUCUUCUAGUGGAUCAAAGCGCAUAGGAGUGAAGAAAGCUCUGGUGUUUUACUCAGGUAGACCUCCUAAGGGAGCUAAGACGGAUUGGAUCAUGAAUGAAUAUAGAUUGAUUGAAACAACCACCAAAUCCUCUCGGCUAAAAGGUUCCAUGCGGUUGGAUGACUGGGUACUAUGCCGGGUUCGACAUAAAGGCUACUCUUCGAAGAUGUCAUGUGAAAAUCAAGAGAAUCCUAGUGAAUUAAACUUGUCAGCAAAACUACCAAGGAGUGAAGAAUAUCCUACAAACAUGAACUGUCGGGCUGACAUGAUAACUGACUAUCAAUACAAAGACUAUCAGAUCAUAGCUUCUAUUCUUGUUGGUGCGCCAGUACCUCCCACUGCAAACAUGCCAAAUAUGAGCUUCAAGGGCUGCAAAGCCACCAAUCUAGUUUCAGUUUAUGAAGAUAGUUUCACUAAAGUGAAUUCUCAAAUGACAAUUCCUUCUUUGGACAGUUACUUCAACCCACUGACAAGAAAAUCUAAUGAAGAUGAACAGUUUGGAAAUCUCAUUUCUUUUAACAGGAAGUUCAACACUGAGAACAAAAUGGACGAAUCUUCUAGCAAGGUCUUGACAAGUAGAGAAGUGAACUGCUAUAACCAAAACCAGUCUGAAGAUGACAUUUUCAGUGGCAACUCACCAGAUACUGGCAUCAAUUUUCAAGAGCUAAAUGAAUUAGCCUUUACAGGAAGGUACUCUCAGUGA